GAUGAAAAGAUCAUAAUAUAUAAAAAUCCGUCAAAAAAUUCUUUUCUCUUCUCUCUGAAAUAUAUACUUAUAUUUUUCAAAUAUUUGAAUUAUGUCAGAAAAAAUAGAAAGUGAUCAGAUAAAAGCUGAAAAUUUCGAAAAAAAUUCUAUCAGCAAGAAACGUUUCUCUACGGAGUUAAAUGACGAAAAGGAAGAAUAUAACGGAAGCGAGAAAAAUAUAGACAUUGAUGAACAUUUGUAUAAACCCGAAGAAAUUGCCAAGCGAUAUCGCGUUGAUAUUGAUACCUAUAAACCUGCGGAGUCGCGAGGGCUGAGUACGAAAGAAGUUGAAAAAUUAAUGAAAGAUGGUCCAAAUGUUCUCACACCUCCUCCCAAGAAACAUCCAUUUUUGAAAUACCUUGAGUGCUUAAGUAAUUUAUUUAAUAUAUUAUUAAUGAUUUCGGGUGCUUUUACGCUCAUUGUACUCGCUAUUGAUUAUAAGAAUAAUCAAUCUAAUACUUACCUUGGAGCUAUUUUAUUUGGCGUAGCUUUUUUAAAUGCUUAUAUACAAUAUUAUCAGAUGAAGAAAUCUGCCUCAAUUUUAGAAUCAUUUUUGCAUAUGAUUCCACAAAAAUGUCAUGUUCUUAGGGAAAGUAAACUCUUACAAAUCGAAGCAUCUAAUUUGGUUCCUGGUGACAUAGUUUUUGUUAAGAUGGGAGAUAAAGUUCCUGCCGAUUUGUUCAUGUUCACCGCAGUCGAUAUGAAAGUAGAUAAUUCAACCCUUACUGGUGAAUCGGAACCACAAGAAAGGGUAAAGACAACAAGCACCAAUAAGAACCCAUUGGAGGCUUCUAAUCUUUGCUUUAGCGGUACAAUUGUUGUAUCGGGUGAAGGUUAUGGCAUUGUUAUCAGAACUGGCGAUUCUACCGUAUUGGGCCAAGUUGCCGGUCUUACUACAAGAGAAGGAAAGAAUGUAUCUCCUUUAGCACAAGAAACUAAUAAAUUUGUAAAAAUCAUAACAGUGAUUGCCACUUUAUGUGCUAUAAUUUUUUUUGGUGCUAGUUUUGCGAUAGUUAACAAUUUCGCUCUCAAUUUGAGUUUUGCUAUAGCUAUACUUGUUGCAUGGGUUCCUCAAGGGUUGCCGGCAACUGUCACUAUUCUUUUAACUAUAGCAGCAAAAAGAAUGGCAGCACAAAAUGUUCUUGUCAAGGAUCUUGAGGCUGUCGAAACACUAGGAGCAAUUACUCUUUUAGCUACAGAUAAAACUGGUACUUUAACUCGAAACAAAAUGACUGUGGCUCAUAUUUGGUCUUCCUUAAAUGUAUAUUCCUUACAUCAAAACGCACAAUCUGAGAAUGCUCUUCCUUUUGAUCCAAAUGCACCCGGUAUCCAAGAGAUCAUUCAUAUAGCUUCAUUAUGCUCCCGAGUUAAGUUUAAUCGUACCGACAUUCCAUUUUCUGAACGUGAAAUUUUUGGUGACGCCACCGAAACUGGGUUAUUACGCUUUGCAGCUCAAAACGUAAAUGAUUAUGACGUCCUUGUCAAUAACUAUCCAAAAAUUUUUGAAAUUCCUUUCAACUCUGAAACAAAAUGGGCAUUAACAAUUCACAAAAAGAAGCAUGAUAAUGGAGAGUUAACUUUAUACAUUAAAGGAGCACCUGAACGAGUACUAAAUCUUUGCUCUACAAUAUUAUCAGGGAAAGAUGUUAUACUUUUAGCCGAUGAACAUAGAAAAAAAUACGAUGAGGCAUAUGAAUAUAUGGCUUCAAAAGGACAUAGAGUUUUGGCUCUUGCACAAUUAUUAUUAUCAAGUGAACAAUAUCCUGAAAACUUUAAAUUCGAAAAAGAAAAAAAUAAUUAUCCGUUGGGAGGUUAUUGUUUUAUUGGAUUAUGUUCAUUAGAAGAUCCUCCAAAACAUGGUGUUCGUGAAGCUAUUGGAAUUUGUCGUGAAGCCGGUAUUCGGGUAAUUAUGGUGACAGGCGAUCAUCCCUUAACCGCUGAAUCUAUUGCUCGCAGAACUAAUAUAAUGACAUCAGAUACCAAAUCAAUCAUUGCUAAAAAAUCUGAUAGACCUAUUGAAUCAAUUGGAGAUAAUGAAUAUCAUGCCAUUGUUAUUCAUGGUGAAGAAAUAGAUUCUUUAAGCGAAGAAGAUUGGGAUAAAAUCUUUUCUAAACAAGAAAUUAUAUUUGCGCGUACUUCUCCUCGUCAUAAACUUGAUAUUGUCAAACGUGCACAAUCCAUGGGUCAUAUUGUUGGAGUAACUGGCGAUGGUGUGAACGAUUCGCCUGCUUUAAAGAAAGCAGAUUUAGGGAUUUCCAUGAAUAAAUCCGGAUCUGAUGUUUCCAAGGAGGCAGCAUCUAUGAUUUUAAUUGAUGAUAACUUUGCAUCUGUAGUAAAGGGUAUUGCAGAAGGUCGCCUCAUUUUUACAAAUCUUAAAAAGUCAAUCCAAUACACGCUAUCUCAUAUAACUCCUGAAGUUGUAGUUUCAUUGUUAUAUAUAACUGUACCACUCCCAUUACCUCUGUCACCACUUCUUGUGUUGAUAACGGAUUUAGGUUAUGAAUUAUUUGUAGUUCUUUCAUAUGCUUGGGACCAACCAGAAAGCAAAAAGGAUCUUAUGAAAAUACACCCUAGAAAACCUGUCACUCCUAAAUCAGUAGAACGUUUACGUCUCAAUGCUCUUAACCGUACACCAUCUAUCGCUGACCUGGAAACUGGUCAACCUGUAACUCCUUCCAAAAUCUCAUUAUUUUUACGUUCGCUAAAAAAACCUUUUACGGCAAGAUGGUGGCUAAAACUAUUAAAGGGUACUGAAGGGGAAGUGUUAGUUGACGGUACCAUUCUCAGCUGGGCAUAUUUAGAAGUUGGUAUUAUAGAAUCUAUCGGCUGUAUUGUUGCAUACUUCGCCGUAUUAAAUUAUAAUGGUAUUACUCCAUACGAUGCACGAAAUAUGCAAACUUUAGCAUCUGAAAAAAAUUAUUUCACUUCAAAUGCGGAGUCUUACGUGAAUGUUUAUAAUCAGGAGAUAACUAAGGAGGAUCAAAUAAGAGCAGCCGCUGAAGCAGAAUCUAUCGUAUAUUUAUCUAUUAUGAUUCAACAAGUGUUUAAUCUAUUUGCCUGUAAAGCUCAACAUCGGCUCCCGUUUGGCAAAUUUAUGUUCACAAACCCUCGUAAUUUUAUUGGAGUAUUUCUUGGUUUUACAUUUGCUAUAUGUGUUGUAUAUAUUCCACCGCUUAAUAUUGCAUUUUUAACAAGUCAUACGCUUAAUCCAAAGUUCCUGUUAAUACCAGCUGGAUUUGGCGUAUUAAUUUUAAUUUAUACCUGCAUUAGAGUACUUAACCUGAGAAAGUGGUAUCCUAAAAAACUAAAUCAUGAAAAAUUAGCAUUAGAUUUGCAUGAAACCGUAUAUUCGAUCUAGUAAAAAAAAAAAUAACUUAUAGCUUAGUGUUUUUAGUAUAACUGUUAUAUUUGUUGAUCAAUGUUAUGAUGUAAUCAAAAAAAAUAAAGAUCUUUCAAUUGCGCAAUACAUCAAUGAUUUUCGUUUUUAGCCUCGUUUGGAAUGUUGAAAUUUUUUUCAGUCGCACAGUCUAUUGUAGCAGGUGAGAUGGAGUCUGGUCCCAGUACAGUGCUAAAACAGGUGUUGAAUACGUUACACCAAUAAUAAACUGUAUACAAUAUUUCAAUAGUACGACCUUUUAUUAAAAUAAAAAUUUUUAAAAAAGCA
Messenger RNA from Rhizophagus irregularis DAOM 181602=DAOM 197198, 3703 nucleotides. RefSeq lists its product as uncharacterized. Gene Ontology annotation, cellular component: plasma membrane. Gene Ontology annotation, biological process: intracellular sodium ion homeostasis; intracellular potassium ion homeostasis; potassium ion import across plasma membrane. The record is from RefSeq and is a predicted model, not a curated record. Gene Ontology annotation, molecular function: ATP binding; ATP hydrolysis activity; P-type sodium:potassium-exchanging transporter activity. Lineage: Eukaryota; Fungi; Glomeromycota; Glomeromycetes; Glomerales; Glomeraceae.